CGCUUCGGCGUUUUCUUUUUUUUUUGUUUAUAUGUCUCUCGCUCUAUAUUAAAACUGUGUGGUGUGUAUAAAAUUCAUGGUGCGACAAUUAUUUCGGAUCUAUUCAAUUUACAUAAGUGAAGUGAGUCAAUUGCAGCGAUGUCGAAGAAAAAAGAUUUCGAAGAGCAGCUAUUGGAAGCCAAUACGGCAUUGAGACGAAGUCGAAAAAUGAAAAAGAGUCGUCGAGAUAAGAGUGAUAGUGGCAGUAAUAAGCAUACGGAUUCGUUGCUUGCGACCGAUUCAUCGAUUGAUGGUACUAAUGAUGCGGUCGAUGUGGAAGAGGAUUUAUGUGUGGUUGAGGUGCCAACAUCUGCAUCCGAACACAAUCAAAGUGUAAGCGAUUCGAGUUUUGUGGAAAUGUCAGCGGCUGAAAAACUAAAAUCACAAUCAAAUAAAUCGAAUGCCGUUCCAACGUCAAUUGGUGCGGCAACGACACGACCAAAUAAAAAACGGCGAACACGUCGCGGUAGUGGGACAUCAAGUGAGGAGGAACGAUGGCUUGAUGCCAUUGAAUCAGGGAAAUUGGAGCAAGUUGAUGACGAAUUGAAGAAAAUCAAAGAUCCAAAAUUAAUGACCGCACGGCAACGUGCCAUGUACGAGCGUAGCAUUGAGAAAGAUCCAUCGCCCGGUGGUGACAAUUUGAUGGCACUGCCAACUGGCUACAAAGAAAAAGUGAUGACUGCCGAAGCCCUCGAAAAAGCCCAAUUGAAAUCACAGAAACGAAAACAACUGGCCGACGAGAAACGUGAGAAAGACAAACGCAAAACCAUGGAUCGACUACUGAAGAAACAAGAGACAAAAUCGACCAAAAUGGCAAAGAAUAAAAUGGUCAAAGUGAUCGUUCCAGUUAUAUCAUACAAUCAGUCCAUUGAACACGGUGCAUCACUAUCGUAUCCAACCAAUUUUGAGUUUCCAAUGCAGGCACAAGUUGCACAACUGCCACCAUCAAUCGUUUUAUGUGCCAUUUGCAAUGAUACUCGAAAACGAUACAAUUGCUCCAAAACAAACGUUCCACUGUGCAGCUUCAAAUGCUAUAAAUCCAAUCAAAGGCGCCAAGAAAUCACACGCUAGCACAUUGAUCGCAGUGAGAGAGCGAGAGAGCGAGAGACAGACAGAGCAGAGAGUGAGAAAGAGAGAAAGUGAGAUAAACAGAGAAAGGGACAUAGCUCCCUUCAUUGCAGAGAGACCUCAACAGCCAUUCGUUGAGCGGUGUAAAAAUUAUUUUUUUAAGUAGAUUUAUUUGGAGCAGAACAAAAUUUCGGAUAGUCAUAAGUAGCGAACAAUAGAACAGGGAAGAAACAUUAGCUUGACUCAAAAAUGCUAUUUCGUUUUUUUUUUUUUAACUCAUUCUUAGUCUUUCAUCUUUAUAAUAAUUAUUAUAUUUUAUUGGUUAGGAUUUUUAAUAUUCUAUUUGUUUCCAUUUUAAUUUACAAAACAUUAUGAAUAUAUAUAAUACCUAUUAAAGUAGUUCUUUUUUGACAUAAAA
Molecule: messenger RNA, 1525 nt
Organism: Sitodiplosis mosellana (orange wheat blossom midge)
Lineage: Eukaryota; Metazoa; Arthropoda; Insecta; Diptera; Cecidomyiidae
Product: INO80 complex subunit B
Exons: 2
Coding region: 139-1110 (323 amino acids)
Biological process (GO): chromatin remodeling
Cellular component (GO): Ino80 complex
Source: RefSeq, a predicted model, not a curated record